Molecule: messenger RNA, 4391 nt
Organism: Nothobranchius furzeri (turquoise killifish)
Lineage: Eukaryota; Metazoa; Chordata; Actinopteri; Cyprinodontiformes; Nothobranchiidae
Gene: trappc11
Product: trafficking protein particle complex subunit 11
Source: RefSeq, a predicted model, not a curated record
CUCACGCCAGUUCAAAGCGUUCCAGAGAAAGUGACGGAGUGGCCAAUCCUGAUCUAUACUCUUCAACCAAAAGAACCACGACAAGCUGAAAAAUGCGUUGCUGUUCCAACUGGGGCAACAGUUCCUUUCAGAAUAAAAGCUCAACCAUCAAGACCCAGGCUUGGGUCUCACCAGACGCCAACAAAUUGUCGCUACCCAGAAGUAACUCACAGACUGGACUGGUCGGCACCGCUGCUUUUCCUACCGGCUCGGUUCCAGAGAAAGGCAAGCUCGACCUCGACAUUCCUGAUCUAAAGAGGACUUCCUGAAGGGGGUGUGUGUUAAGCCACCACAAUGGCAGGAACCCAGUGGGAACUCCCCCCUGAGUUGUGCUGCCGGCCCCUGGCUUUUGUGGCUUUAACUGGUCUGGAUGUGGUCUUCAAUGCGGUGCACCGAGCCAUCUGGGAUGCUUUCUGUGCCAACCGCCGUGCUGACAGGGUCCCUAUCUCCUUCAAAGUUCUUCCAGGAGACCACGAGUAUCCCAAAUGUCGUUCCAAGCGGACCUCCUACGAGUGGUACAUCCCCAAAGGCAUCCUGAAAACAGGUUGGAUGAACAAACACCUGAAUCUUGUUCCUGCACUAGUGGUUCUGUUCUAUGAGCUGGACUGGGAUGAUCCACAGUGGAAAGAAAAGCAGUCAGAAUGUGCAACUAAAGUGGAGAUAGUGAGGACAAGUCUGCAGGGCAGAAACACCAAAGUGGCUGUGGUUUUAAUCCAGAAGAAAACCCCUUUACCUCCAGGAGAAGACCUGGUAGCUUCAGAGAGGGCUUCAGCUCUUUGUAACGCCUGUGACCUGUCUGGGAAGAGCCUGUUUGUUCUCCCACACACCGACCACCUGGUGGGCUACAUCAUCAGGCUGGAGAAUGCCUUCUACGAGCACGCACAGACCUACUACUACACUGAGAUCCGUCGUGUUAAAUCACACAAGGAGUUCCUCAACAAGACCACCCACCAGCUGCUGUUUGUACGACAUCAGUUUAAAAUUGCCUUCUUCAGCGAACUGAAACAGGACACCCAGAAUGCUCUGAAAUACUAUAAAACAGCCUACAGUCUGGUCCAUGAGCUGAGGGUGCACGAGACCAACAUGCUGGAGAUCAAAACCAUGGCAGGAUUCAUCAACUACAAGAUCUGCCGACUGUGUUUUCAGCACAACACUCCUCUGGACGCCAUUGCUCAGUUCAGAAAGCACAUCGACCUGUGUAAAAAGAAGAUUGGCUGUGCUGAGCUGGCCUUUGAGCACUCUGCAUGGAUGUCUAAACAGUUUCAGUCUUUUGGUGAACUAUUUGAUGAGGCAAUAAAGUUGGGUCUUACAGCCAUUCAGACCCAGAACCCGGGUUUCUACUACCAGCAGGGAGCCUGUUACAGCCAGGACAGGAAGCAGCUGGCGCAGCAGCUGUGUCAGAUCGGAGCGAGUUUCCCUGCCCAAGUCCCAGUGGAAACCCAGAGCGGAGGACUGGACUUCUACGGCCAGAGGCUUUGGAGACAAGGACACCAGAGUAUCGAUCCACCCGAUGCUGACAAGGAGAAGAGCGGGAUUCUGGCUCUGCAAAUGAAGGAGAGGGAUGUCCCACAUUCUGAGCUGAUCAUAGCUCUUCUCAGUAACGCCGUUGCUCAGUUUAAGAAGUACAAGUGUCCUCGGAUGAAGAGCCACCUCAUGGUCCAGAUGGGAGAGGAAUACUACCACGCUAAAGACUACAUUAAAGCCCUAAAGCUGUUGGAUUACGUGAUGUGUGACUAUCGGACCGAGCGCUGGUGGGGUCUUCUGACAGCCAUCCUGAACACAGCUCUUUGUUGUGCCUAUCUGAUGGCCAGUGUGAAGGACUACAUCAUUUACAGCAUGGAGCUGCUGGGCCGAGCUUCUACCUUAAAGGAGGAGCAAAAAUCCAGGAUCCAGAAAAAUCUCUUCCGAGUCCUAAUGAACGAGGUCCCGGAGGCCGAGCCUGAGUGUGACCCAUCUUCUGUCAGCGCCGCCAGGUCGCUGUGGACCGACCGAACGGCCCUGGCUGGAUCCAACGAGCUGACCAUAGAAGUUCAGGACUACGUCCCCUUCAUCCAGUGCAAAGCCAAAUUCCAGUCUCCAAGUUUCCAUGUGGACCAGUCCAUCCAGCUCCAGGUCUUCCUUCGAGCAGACUGUCCUCAUCCUGUGUCUUUCAACAAGCUAGCUGUUAGCUUCAGUAACCAGGAAUACAACCAGUGGUGUGCAGCAAAGUCACAGGGUCCUGACAGUUGGACCCUCCUUCCAGGGAAAACUAAAUGCUGCAACUUCAGCUUUGUAGCUAAAACUGAAGACGUUGGUAAAAAGGUAGAGAUUACUGGCAUUGAGUUGGUGCUGGGCAGCGACAGUGGCCGCUGUGUUUUUCUGAGCUGGAGAGGUGCUGGUGGAGACACUGCUUCAGCCCAGGAGGCCCUGCAGGCCAGCAGGUCAUCACGCAGGUGGUGGCGUGGCCUUGGGGCACGUCAGGAGCUUGACUGGGACAGUCUGACUGUUCAACAUAGCACCAUGAUCAUAUCCAGAAUCCCAAAGAUCUCUGUCCACCUGAGCCACCAGCCUCCUGUCCUCAAGAAUGAAAUGUACUGCAUCUGCUUCACUGUCCAGUCACAGGAGGCGGCUGUGGCUCAAGACAUCAGACUGACAGCAGGUCUCAAACCAGGCCAGGAUGCAAAUCUGGGCCUAGCUACCCAUGUGACCCUCGACGGCUCCAGCGUUUGUGACGAUGGUGCUCCAGCUCUGCUCACCGAUGUGCCUCUGGGUGACCUGAAACCUGGAGAAAAGCUGGAGAGGUGUGUUUUUGUGAGGUGUGCGUCCACUGGGCCAAGGGUCUUCCUGUUUCAGGUGGCCUACAGCAUCGACACAGAAGUGGAAGGACGACAGAUUGUGUGCAGAUGCCAUAAGGAUGAGAUGGUAACCAUAGAGACGGUCGUCCCGUUUGAGGUGUCAGUCAAGUUUGUAUCUACCAAGUUUGAGCCUCUGGAGCAGGUAGCGGUGGACAUUCCCUUCCUGCUGAUGACAGACCUGGUCUCUUUGUCUCCGUGGCCCCUGAUGCUGAGCUCCUCCUCCCUGCAGCUGCUCACACUGAGCAGCAGCACGACUCAGCUCCAGUCACAGCUGCAGCAUGUGGUUAUUCAGACUGGUGAGUGUGCCAGUGAGUGUUUUUGUCUUCGAUGUCCAUCUGGGACCAACAGCGCCAACACUGUAGCGACAGGACAGUACCUAGUAUCAUGGAGGAGGCAGGCCUCUGGUCCAGACGGGCCCCUGAUCCAGACCACAGUCAGUCUCCCUCAUGUGAUCCUGGAGUCUGUUCCUGUUUACAUCACCGCUGAUUUACCGUCAUUUGGGCGAGUGAGAGAGUCCUUUCCAGUUCGUUACCACAUUGAGAACAGAACAGCCCUGGUGCAGGAGGUAGAGAUCGCUGUGGAACCAUCUGAUGCCUUCAUGUUCUCUGGACUCAAACAGGUGCGUCUGCGUAUCCUCCCUGGGACCCAGCAGCAGAUGCUGUAUAAUUAUUACCCCCUGAUGGCGGGUUACCAAACACUGCCACAGCUGAACGUCUGCCUGCCGCGCUGCCCUGACUCUAACAGCCUCGCUCUCAGACGCUUCUUGCCUCAGCACAUCUUUGUAAAGCCUCAGGGUCGACAGCUGGACGACACUUCCAUCGCUGCAGCGUGAGGAGAAAUAAAAUGUAUCUGCUAAAACAAUGAGCGCAGCGUGGUGUAUGUUCAUAAUUACCCUAACUGUCUACAUUUCUGUAAAAAUGCAUCAUGUUCUGACAUGACAUUUUAGUCACAAUGAUUACAGGUGAUCACAUAAAAUGACCAGCAGCUUGUAAAUGACCUGAUUCAGCUGUGAAGAGCCGAUGGUGUGAUGAAGUCAGUAAAGCUGACGCAUCCUGCAGGUCAUCAAACUGUCUUUUUCUAAAUCAGACUGUUGCAUUGCAGGAUGAGACAUGGGUCAUUUACUUUUACUGAAAAAUGUGAGUGUUUUACCAACAAACACACUAACAUGUCCAACGGUGCUGUUCGAUUGCUGCUUUUUACUCUGGUUAUCUUCAAGCAAACUUGUUCAAAAAUGAAUCUUUUUUUGCGUGUGUGAUCAUUUUUUGUGUUUUACAAUGACAUAGGUUAGGAUCGUGUAUGGAAAUAAUUGCUGUGAAUACUGAACAGAAUAUCAUUCACUAUCCAAUCAUCAUGAAUCAUUACACAUGUAACAUACAGAACAAAAACAUUUAGACAGGUUGUUUUUCACUCUGAAAAUACUGCUAAUUAUUUUAUUUGCCUUUUUUUUAAAGUGAAUGUUUCUCUCUGCUAGGUGUGUAAAUAAACUAAAACAUUAAAAUAAAUUCAAAUUUUAUGGCA